Saxophila tyrrhenica is the source of this 6537-nucleotide messenger RNA. RefSeq lists its product as uncharacterized. The transcript has a single exon. The coding region runs from base 1 to 6537 and encodes 2178 amino acids. Gene Ontology annotation, cellular component: cytoskeleton. NCBI's taxonomy places the organism in Eukaryota, Fungi, Ascomycota, Dothideomycetes, Mycosphaerellales, Extremaceae. The record is from RefSeq and is a predicted model, not a curated record.
AUGAGACCCCCGCCUCCGCCGUCAUCACCGCCGCCCGCCGACGAUGAUAGCGUAGAAGACGCGCCCUCGCCGCCCUCACAGUUGACCGACGCCCGUCUCGCCGAGCAUCUUCUCAGUCCGGACCUUGCCCGCAUACCACCUCCCCGAACGCCUGCAACACGAGACACUAGCUCAGACUACUACACUGCCGCUUGGGGCUCCCCGUACGAGCUUUCUCCGUCCUUGCGCUCCGCGCACACCGCACCAUCUGAGCAGCCACCCAGCGAAGACUUGCUCGGGUCAUCGCCCGGUCCAGACUUCGGCCUCGGCCAUCUCAUCCCAAGUCGAUUGGGCGAUCUCAACUCUUCUCCAUCUCGCAGGGCCGCCGUACCCGAGAGAGAGACAGUAGCAGGCGCUGAGGAGGAUUCGGACGUUACCCCAAGGUCCCGCACCAAGCGCUGGGUACAGCUGCCGCGCAGGGAGGAGGAGUCGGAGAAGGCACAGUGGUGGAGUGACGAGUCGCGUCAAACCUCGCCGGAUCAUCGUCCCAGACGCGGUCGCAGGCAGUCUUUCACGAACACUCAGAGCAAGGAUUACGCACUUGGACACCCGACGCGCGAGAGCAAUCGCACGCUAGACCAGCAGACGUUCUGGAAGAGCUUACGUGAGAAGAGGCCGCCAAACAUGUCCAGCCUGUACUCUUCCAGGUGGGCAGCCACUCCUCCAGCAGAAGACGAUUCUGCUCCCGUUCAGGAGAAGCCAGCACCAGGCUUGGCGUCGUCACGAUGGGCCGACACGCCUCCAUUGCCGGAUACGGAGGAGGAGAAAUAUGUUGCGGGCAUGAGUGCGUCUUCAUGGGCUGAUUCGCGUUCACCGCAAGAUGCUGGAGAGGUCAGACAGCGUGGAAGCGGCGUGGAUGACGGAGGCAAGGCAAUUUAUUCCGAAACUGAGCCAACCGAGGAUGCGGACGGAGUACAGCCGGUGGGCAGUCUUUCACAAAGUGCGAGCGUAGUUGGGGCGGGCUUGAAGGAGCCACAGACGGACGUUGCGGCGUCCACGGAUGAAGAAGCUGUUCUCGGAGCACAAGCCAGUCGGCCAGAGGAUACGGCAGCCGCCCCUACUGUUGUUAGGAAGUCUACGCCUGGGGUCAGCGCUGAAGAAAAGACGAAAAGCGACCCAUCUGCUGGACAAGCCGCGAGCAUCGUAUCUAGCCCGAUGAAACCACGCUCGAAAAAGAAGGUCAACUGGAAAGGCAAGAUGUGCACAAUACUCAUACCAAACCUGGACUACGCCGCAUUCGGGAGCCAUCCUAUGAGCGUGGAAGAAGCGAAGGCGCGAUUCAGGAAUCUGGAGGACCAAGGAUACGACCUACGAGGCUACGACAGCGGUUCAGACUUUGAUGCGAGCGAUGCUCCAGUCCACGUCAAGCCCAUUUUCCCAGACGAGACAGAGAUUCGUGUCAAUGCUCGUUCGGAAGGAGCCAAGGUGCAAUUGCCAGAUCUCAACAGAUGGAAGGCGUACAUGGAUCACCUCAGAGAGCAGAAACUGGCUGCGCUUGGUGUGAGUCUAGGCGGUGACGAACCAACCUCAGCUGGUGCGCCAGACAUGUCAAGGCAGUCUUCGGCUCAGUAUCCGCCACUUCCGUUCUCGCCACCCAUUCCAUCCGGCUCUGUGAACAGCAUGGGCAGGCCCGGGAUGGUUCGUGGACAUUCGCACACCAUGUCCGUGGCCUCGCCCAUCUCACCAAUGAACGGUCCAAAGGGUCACCACAUGCGCACACAAUCGACAUUCGCAGGUCCGUUCGGCUUCCAAUACCAGCCAGACCUGAGUGGCCUACGCACGUUCUCUCCGUCGAAUCAGCAGCCAGGUCAGCAGCCAACACUAGCUGGGUUGCGCUCAUUCUCGCCUCAAUCGCAGCAGCUCGGUCAACAGAACGGCUUCCCAGGUCUGCAGUCUUUCUCUCCUCAAGACCAGUACGCUAUUCCGGGUUUCAACAGGGUGGGCUCGCCUGCCCAACUCGGCGCUUUGCGGAACGCUAUGAGUGGCGUACAUGGGCCUGGCUCGCCAUUUAGCCAGCAACUACCAGCACCGUCUCCUCAAAGCUACAGUCGGAGCAAUGGCCAACCUGUGCCCGGUUCAUUCUUCCCACAGAUGCAUAACUCGCAGCUCACUCCUGCGCUGCCGGAAUUGCCAGAAGAGGACAGCGAGGAGGAAUUACGUGAACUGGAGCAACGUCAAGCUGAGGAGUCAGACUCGCAGAAGCCUGCUUACGUACCUCCACACAAGCGAGCGCAAUUGAACGCGGAUAUCGCCGUCCCGACACCGAGAAGCCAUCGCCACAAUAUUAGUGAGGGCUUGGAACGAGAUGUUCAGGACACCGAGAACCGCCAGCAGGCAUCCUGGCAGCAGAAUGGAGCAAGCGACGAACCGCCUACUGUAGAGGAGCGCAUGUCCAGAGCCAUGUCUGUUCUCAAUGCCGUCAAAUCGCCAUCCGAUGAGAAGGACCCGCUGUCUCAAGGCAUCCCCGUGCAGGAGUCUCCCAACAAUCACAAGCGGGACGGGUCAAGAGCGAAAGGUCCGGCACCCACGUCUUCCACUUUCAAGUUCAAUCCUGGCGCUACUUUCGAGCCAGGGUCAUCGUCCUUUACGUUCGGUGCUCCUGCCCCAAAACCUGCUGCCCUUCCUGCCUCCGGCCACAAUCGUAACCAGUCCUCGAGCAAUUUCAAUGUCGCAGCUCCCGAGUUCAAGCCUUCUGGCACGGCGUCUAUGCCAAAGUCCGACUUCAACUUCUCGAGCGGCGGCCCGGUCUUCAAGCCCGGUGCACCUACAUUUGAGCCCGUCAAGAAAGCGCCAGAAGAUAAUGAGGCGCUUCCUUCUAUCUUUGGCAAAGUCGACAUUCCUGCGGAGAUCGUCAAGCCAGCUCGAAGAUCAAAGGCGGUUGCCAUUGUUCGACCAGAUGAAGCUGCUCGCCAAUCGGGCUCGGGAACAGACCUCGAGGAUGAGGACGGCCGCAUUGUGCAAAGCGACGACCGUCUCAAGCGGCAACGCAAGGUUGGUGGUGAUGAUGACGAGGUCCCCAGGUUUGCUGAGGUUACGCCAAUGCCCGCUCCGUCUGAUUUUAUUGUCAAGUCACAGUCCGCGGAGCCAGAGACCCAGCGUACGCCUCCCGUCGCCGAUGACAAGGGGAAUGAGACCACACCAGCUCCACAGCCAGCAGCUUACAGAAUCGCGGAUGUUGUUGAUGUCUUCACACCGCCAGACUCGUCUAAGUCUGUCGAGCCCGACUUUCCAAGCGCGGCUCACGGUCACAAGCAUUCGACUUCGUUGUCCGCGCUGGCGAAACCAUUCGAGCCCUUCGGGUCUGCUGGUGCCGAGAAACUGGCUGCCCACGAGCCUAGGGAAAGCAUUGCUUCCAUCAGCGAGUUGGAAGAGGGCGAGAUCAGAGAAGAUGCUGAGCCCCAGAGCUCGCAUUCUGAAGCCGACCAGGAAGAACGCUCAAUUUCUCCACUGCCUGAGAGCCCUAUCUAUGACCAGCCUGCUAGCGCGCGCCUUGAUACCGUUGCAGAUACUGAGCCUUCUUUUGCUGAGAUUGACGCGGUCAUGCGGCGUCUCAACGAGGUGGACGAGUCUCGUGAUGUACCAGAAUUGCACAACGUCCCUGCGACCUCUAGCCCAGCCGAACGAUCCAUUCCAGACGCCCCAUACCUACCGGCGUGGCAACGAAGCGAUGCGCCAAGUCCAAGCCCGAAACGCCGACAACUCCCGUUCAACGUUCAAGACUCCUCGUUCACCAUUCACAACCGUACGGACAGUGCUGAGAUACCUAUCAACGGUUGGGCAGACCUCAGGCGGUUGAACAAGGAUGAUGACGUACCCAACAGUGACUGGUCAGGCGUCUUCUCCGCGCAGGAUGAGGAGAAGCUGCACGACCGUGGCCAGUUCUUCGACUCGCACAUUGACCGUCUCAUCGGCAGUGCCGUGGACAGACGCCUGCAACCGCUGGAAGAGAGCCUUCAGGCAAUCUUGCAGAACGUGAGCAAGCGGCCUAUCUCCCGUGACCUCGUCACCAAGCGGAGCUCGUCUGCCAUCGAGAGUGACGCCGACGAUGAGGACGAGUCUGAUCAACAGCGCCAGCGGCCAAUCUCUCGUGGCAGGGACAAGCGCAUCGAUCAGAUCAAGGCCGCUGUUGUCGAGGCUAUGCGUGAGCAGAGUCCCGUAGGACAUUUGCGGGCAGGGCAGGACAUUCAAGAACUUCAUGCUGUGUUGGCGGACAUGAAGAUGUCCUUUGCACGCGCUGCUUCGGCUGGUCUUGAGCUGGACGACAUUCGUGCGGUUGUGGAAGAGGCUCUGGGCAAGCAAAGCCAAGCUUUGGUGCCUGCGAACGACGACGGGAAAGAGAGCGGCCACAAACGUGAAGUGUCCGAACUUGAAGGUCGUUUGAACGAGACACUGGCGGGUGCGCUUGAAGAAGCCAACCGGCGGCGCGCUGUCGAAGAGAGGGAAGUCGAGACCAAGCGGAUGUUGCGCUCGGCGGAGGAAGAGCUACAGCUGUUGCGAGAGUCUGCUCAGGACAACGACUCCAGGUUACAUGCCGCUGAACGAGAACGCGAGGAAUUGCUUCGACGAGUCCAUGAGGCUGAAGAUGCGCAGCGCGAUGCAGAAGAGAGAGUCACAGAUCUUGAGGCAGAGCACGAAGCUGCUCAGGGUACGUUGGAGGAGUACAGGAUGUCGAGCAGCAGGUGGCGGCAGGAUAUCGACGAAGCCACUCGUGACCGGGAGGACCUAGAGACUACCAUUGCCACUCUUGAGCGCGAGCUAGAGGAAAGCCAGGAGAUGAGUGGCAACAUGCGCAGGCGUUUGGAGAAGCUUCAUUCCGACAUGGCCAAUGCUGCUGGCCAACUGGCAAGCGAGAAGGCCACUCGACAAGCCAAAGAGGACGAAUACCGCAUUCGGUGCGAGCAGUUGGAAGCACAGCAGUCGUUGCAUGUCAAGGACCACGCUGGUGUGGAGGAAGAGCUCAACGUUCUCCGAGCCUCUGCGUCCGAAGCAGCCGAAGCGAAAGUGGCCCUGGAGCAAAUGAGGGUGUCAAACGGCACCUUGGAGGACACAGUUCGCAAGCUUCAGCUGGACCUAGAAGAGCAACGGUCUCUGACGACACGCUUCGAGCGUGAGUUCAAUGAUGCGAGGGAGGCUGGCCGCUCAGAAGUCGAACGGACGCGCUUGUCGAUGGAGACGGACAUUGAGACCGCUAACCACCAGGUCAAUGUUGUGCGUGCCGAGUUUGAAGGCGAACUGGCCAAGGUCCGGGCUGAGCUCGAGAGUACCAAGAUGGAAGCAGAGGAUACCAAAGCCCGUCAUGCACGCAUGCUUGAAGAGGAAGAGUCGGCUAAGCGUGAGGCUCUCCGCAAGGUCAACCAUGCGAACAGCGUGGCAUUGGAUGAGACCCGCCAGAAAUACGAGGCAGCGAUCCACGACCUGAAGUCUGCUCAUACGCGCGCCAUCGACAACGCCGUAGAAGACAAGCAGCGUUCCGAGUACUUUUUGAACGAGCGCCUGUCGCUUUCGGACGCUAAGCUUCAGCACUUCCAGGACCGGGUGCUGCACCUCGAAGAAAGGCUGCAAGUUGCCAAGUCUGCUGCUCAGGCCGCUGUGAUGAGUGCACAUUCUAAGCCGAUGCCCACUACUUCCACGAGCUCGAUACCUGAGAAGAUCUCACCACAAGCAUUGCGGGAAUCGAUACUGGUCCUGCAGGAUCAGCUACAGGAGCGCGAAUCCACUAUUGAAAAACUCAGGAACCAAGUCGAUGAGCAAGGUCCGGCUGAAUUGAAGAAGCGCGACGAUGAGAUCGCUUGGCUUCGAGAGCUACUCACCGUACGCAGUGAGGAGUUGACAGACCUUGUCAACACACUUGCUCAGCCGACCUUUGAUCGUACUGCUGUUCGUGAUACAGCCAUCCGCAUCCGCGCCAAUCUGCAGAUGGAGCAGCAGGAGAAGGACCGCAUCGCACAGAAUUCGUCUCUUCCAGGCCAGGCCAUCGCAAGUCUAUCGAACUUCGCCACCCCAAAACUGGGUGCCGCCUUCAGCAAAUGGCGAAGCACGAUGGAGAGUUCUGCUCUUCGCAAUGCACCCAAGGCCAACCAACGACCACGGUCUUCGACGCCAUCAAGGCCUCCUGCCGCAUCCACGAAGAUGCCGCCGGAAUUUUCAGCCGGUCUGAUGACGCCGCCCGCCAGCAAUCUGAGGAGCACUCCGAGCCCGGAAGUCACCAGGUCAAUGCCGCCACCUCGCUUGCAUUCGAGUGCUGGAGAACAGCCGCAGGAGACCAAGGACACGAAGCGGCCGAGCUUGUCGCACAGCAGGGAGCCAUCGGGGAUGUCCGACGGUCCGACUACACCACUGUUCCGAUCGCAGAGCUACGACAAGGAUGCAGAGGACCACAGCGUCAAUAUGCAGAGCUUUGAAGAUGAAGACCUUGAUGUCGCCGACAACCGCCCACCGGCUUUCCGCAGUCUUGAGGCUGAGCUGGACAGCGCGGAUGAAGAAGGCGCCAUGGCUUGA